Molecule: messenger RNA, 3461 nt
Organism: Daphnia carinata
Lineage: Eukaryota; Metazoa; Arthropoda; Branchiopoda; Diplostraca; Daphniidae
Exons: 9
Coding region: 124-3375 (1083 amino acids)
Biological process (GO): centriole replication; centrosome-templated microtubule nucleation; centrosome duplication
Cellular component (GO): pericentriolar material; centriole; cytoplasm
Molecular function (GO): protein kinase binding
Source: RefSeq, a predicted model, not a curated record
UUAGAUAUUUAGAUGGUUCAAAUUUGAGUACUCUUAUUAGUCUUUAAGGUUUUGCCAUCCAUUUAGCAAAUUCUCCUGCCAAAUUAAAAAACUGGAAAAUAUUUGCUGUCUCAAAGAGAGAGGAUGGAUAAUUUGAGUCAAUCGCUCUCUAAUUCGAGCUGGGAAAAUCCCUUUGGUAUUAGUGGAAAUGUUAUUCCAUGCGAUUUGGAAAGUGAUGAGCAGUUUGUUGUAGGUGAAGAACUAAAGGCCUUUUUUGAUAAAGAAGAAAAAAUGUAUCAAUCGUCUUCAUCUGUAAGAUCAGAUCAAAGUCAUCAAACAGAAAAGAGCAAUGCUAUGGCUUCAGGAAUUACGAUAAGGUCUUUUAUGGCUGACAGUGGAGACAGUGAUCUUAUUAAUCAGAAGCUUACAAUGAGCCAGUACAUUGCAUACAAGUCUGAACCAAUGGGUCCGGAAUUGGGUGAAUCAACUUCAUCUAAAGAAAGACCUUAUUUCAGCUUCCAAGAAAAAAUUUCUCUGUCUCCACACAGUGAAAAAAGCGAAUCAGGGGUAGCUGAGUUUAAUCCAGACUUCAGCCAAGAGCCUUCUUGGAUGAAAAAGAAAUCAUUAAGCUCAUUAUCGAGUUCUGAAAAUCUAGAAAUACCAUCAAAAAGUCCUGAUAGCAGUGAAAAUUGGUUAAUUGGCACAAACAAGUCUGCAAGUCAAAACAGUAUGGUAGAUAUUGUUGAAAAAUCUGAAGCCAGUGUUCGCGUGAAGGAAUCUAGCAUCUCCGGUGCACCAAUACUUGAACCUGUAGAGCCAGCGAUCUGUAUGUCGCAACAUCAACCCUGUGAAACAAGUGAACUUCCGUCCCUGUAUUGGAAGCCCCACAAUGAAUCGCUUAUUGAUGGUGGCUAUUCUCACCUGGAACCAUCACUUAUGAGAGGAGCCAUAAGCAAUUGCCAUUCUUAUGUUGCUGGGCAUGUCGAGUCGUUGUCUCACGAACCUGAUGGAAGUCGACGACCUAGCGAAAUCGCCGCAUCAAGUCGGAGUUCUUCGCCUGCUAGCACGAUUCGUGAAAAUACGGAUUUCCCUCGGUGCGAAUCGCUGAUUUCAGAGCCGCAGUUAAGUUCAACGCGUGAGAUAACUGACGACUUCAAUGACGUAAGCUCAACGGAGAAACGGGUGCAUUUCCAAGCUGAUUCCUUACAUUCCCAAAUUAGUCGUACAUCAAUUGAGAAGCAAAACCUACAUCUGGGGUCGAUUCUAGAAGUGUCUUCCAAACCAAAUCUCUGUUCCACAGCCAUGACACCCACAGCCAAAGCAUCUGAACAUGUUAUGCGUAUACUGGCAAACCUUAGCCAGAACGGCAAUUCUAUUGUGAACCAAGAGCAAGAAGUAAAAAAUGCAAGGUCUUCGGUUUUGAAAGAUGGAGCUGAUGCAGAAACCGAAUCAAAAAAUUUAAAUUUAGAGUGGGAACGCAUUGAACGUGAACUGACUCAACAUGAUUCUAAUGGAUUCAGCCCAGAAUCAUGGGUAGCUGUCUUUUCAAACACAUCUUGCCUAUCAACGCCGCUAUUGAUGAACAAAAUUAAAGAACAUGUUCUUCGCAUGAACGGUCGAGGGAUGAGUUCAGGUCUGUUACCUUCUGAAUCGAGCGGCAUUGGCGGCAGUGGUUUUGAAAUAACAGAAAGUCGAAUUGAAAGUGCAUCUGCUCUCCCAUCGAACAAGACUGCAACAAAUUCCAUCCAUCCAUCACUAGCUCACGAAAAAGAUCUUUCUUCUCGGGCAUCGUCUAGCAAUAUGAAUCCCUCCCAGCACAGUGCUGCAGAAUCAAGUCAGUAUCCGCCCAACCCUGUUGCUAUACCUCCACCAGCUGCUAAAAUCGAAGAUAAAUUUUUGAAGACCCGCCACACCUUAUCCGCUAUGCCACCACGCGAUGGAAUAAAACCCGCACUACUAACCCCUGUAGAUGGGUUAGCCAAAAAUGAUUUCAACCAUAUCGACUACGUCCGUCUCACUUCCACAGCAAUAAAAGCGAUUCCUGCAACAAAUGGUGUAAGAUCUUCAUCGUCUACUAGCCAACCUAAAAUGAUUUCAGCUAACAUUCAACAGUCUCUUCAAGCGCCGCUAAUCAAGUGCAGCAAGUCGCAGGUUUAUUUUGGAGGAGCAAAAAUUCGACAAACGCAAAAGCAAAACGUUGUAGUUCGAAACUCUUCUUUUGAACAAGCACUGGAACUGGAAUUACGUAUAAAAGAUUCAGAUGACUUCUACAUGCUAAACGAAGAUCGUUCUUUGGUGUCUAGUUGCAACUAUCGAUUAGAGCCGCGUCAAGAAUGUUGUCUCGAUCUGGUUUUUCAACCCAAAAAUCUUGGCCCGUUAGCUUCGAAGCUGAACCUGUAUCCACGAUGCCAAUCAGCUAAAAAAGUCAAGUAUACUGUGGAUCUUUUCGGCUACGGUGGCUCUAGCAUUAUUCAACAGUUAACUCCCAAUGCUGGUGACUCGGAACGUACGCUUGUCCCGAAGACUAAAGGAGCUCACUGGAAUUGCCAGCUUGUUCUGAAAAAUCGAGGAAAUGUUGCAGGAUUCGCUUUCAUUCAGCCAUUGCAAGAAAAUGGAAAGGUGAUGGAAGCCUGUCAGUGCAUCAUCAUGCCUCAAUCCUUCUCUUUGAAUGCCGGUGAUUUCAAAGAAAUUAACAUUUUUAUCCAUCCAACUGAAGACGGAAAGUUGGCACCAUUCAAGUUACGAGUGGUAUGGGGUGACGAACCGCUGCGACUGCGUUGGAUGAGGUGCAUCGCUAAUGGAUCACCGCUGAAACCUGCAUCGGAGAUUGUUGGGUUUGAUUGGACUAGAUUGCUGCAGUUAGAGUCUAAUGACAAAUCAACAAAUCCACCUGUUGGCGAUGAGGAUACGACAUUGUUCUUUAAAAACGUUGCAGUGGAUGAGAUUAAGGUCGUAAUUCCAGACCGUGGCCAAGAUUCACAUUUUGUAACGUUGGCAGUAGAACCUGCAACGGUUCUUGAAUCAUCGUCUGUGAACGACACGAUGCUUUCCGAGAGACGUCUCACCAACGCCGUCAGUGGCAAAAUGUCAUCGGAUAUGGCAGUCUCAGCUGCGGUCACUGAACUAACGUUUCCUUCCACCAAAGUUGGCACUAUUUCUUCACAGAAGAUCCCUCUUCAGAACUGGAGUGGAAUCAAACAAGAGGUCCGAGUAAAGGAGAUUAGUGGACCUUUCAUAAUGAAGCAUACCCGCAACGCCGUCCCGGGAGGCUAUUUCACUCGUUUACCCAUACAGUUCCAUCCAACCAAAAUUGGUUUUCAUUCAGGAAGCGUUUUGCUUGAUGUUGGACAACAUGGGCAAACUAUAACCAUUUCACUUAAAGGGGAUGCCUUCUAAAUGUGGCAGAUUAUAUGUUUACGCGCUGGAAAUGUUUCGUUAUGCACAUAAGCCUUUUCUAUUCUUUUUAUACACAUAUUCUAGUU